This is a messenger RNA of Letharia columbiana, 2703 nucleotides long. RefSeq lists its product as uncharacterized. Bases 1 to 2703 code for a protein of 900 amino acids. NCBI's taxonomy places the organism in Eukaryota, Fungi, Ascomycota, Lecanoromycetes, Lecanorales, Parmeliaceae. Gene Ontology annotation, molecular function: protein binding. The transcript is spliced from 4 exons. The record is from RefSeq and is a predicted model, not a curated record.
AUGAGUGCUGUGGUGGACAUUGCGGUACAAACACAGGCUGGGUUUGGAUGUCCGCUAUGGGCGCCGAUCAAGUUCAUAUUGAAGAUCUCGGACGAUCAUUCAAAAGCUACCGAGCAGGUUUUCAAUCUACUACAAUCGAUUACAGAGAGCCUUCCGCGACUCGAGGUUUAUGAAAAGUUGCAGUCGGACAAUAUACUGCAAAUUGCACUCCUGAACAUCUUUACCGACGUGGUGGAUUUUUCUGUGCGGGCCUUCCAAUUCUUUCGGCGGAGAACAUUAGUGAGAUUAGCCCAGACUGUAGUACGCUCUUUUGAUCAAGAUAUUGGAGCCGUCAUAGCUCGACUUGAACGCCAUGCUAGGGUCGCUGACCAGACUGCUGUUGCCACGGAGCUUCUAGAAGCAGCGAAGUUCCGCAAAGAAGCCGGCCGAAGACAGCACGAAGAGUUAGAGAUCCAAUGUGAAAGGUGGUUGAAACCUUCGGAUGUCAAACAUGUUCACCUGCGUCAAGUCCGGGCUAGAUUAGAGGGCACCUGCGACUGGAUCACAUCAAACGAUGUGUUUGGGAGAUGGAUUAAGCCAGGAUGCUUGACAAGCCAGGAUCGACUCCUCGUCAUCUCUGGCACUCAUGGCUGCGGCAAAUCAAACACUCCUAUGGCAGUUGCUGCAAGAGACUACCAACAAAGAAAUGUGAAUACUAUACACCACCUAAGACUGGACGGCCAGCCUACCAUUCCGGAACUAUGGAAGGCCUUCGGACAAAUAGCUUCAUCACUGGCGAAGCCGGUAUACUGCGUUGUUGACGGGAUUGACGAAUGCACUGAUUACAAUCACACCAUGUCCGUCAAAAUUAUGCAAAUCAUGGAAGUAUGCCCAAACUUACGUAUACUUUUGCUGGGUCGGCCAAACGUCAUCCAGACACAUUCAGACAAUCCUGCUUUUGGGGCGAUUGAGAUUACUUCUGCGAUGCUAAAUCAUGAUAUCGAGGCCUUCAUUAACAAUGAAAUCGCCAAGUCAGACAUUCUUUCACUUCCGGAAUUCCGGACGACCGUUUACAAAACCCUUACGGACAAGUCUGAUGGCAUGUUUCUGUGGGUUCGGCUUAUGGUCGAUGACCUCAGGAAGUCAUCGUCAAAAUCCGAGUUCAGCGAGAGACUGCAGAAUUUGCCCCGUGGACUGGAGAAAGCAUACCAACUCCUUUUUCUCCACCUUUUUCAAAAACUCGACAAAUUUGAGCUAUGUCUAGCACAUAAUGUCCUGGCCUUCACGAGUGCAUCGUGCCGCCCCCUGCGUUUCGAGGAACUUCGAUAUGCUCAUGCUAUGCAUUGCCGGUCGUUAGAAACAGUGGCGCAACCUCUCGAGGAGUACUUACUUCUACAGCCACCUCAAAGGGUACUUGAUGUUACUGGAGGCCUGGUCUCCAUGACAGACGGUGUCUUGCGCCUUAUUCACUCCUCUGUCAGAGACUUUUUGAUCCGUCCUGAGGAUCAAUGGGUCUGCGAAUCUGACAGGGCUGUGCUAGGCUUUAGAAUCGACAUUACCCAGACACACCGUUCUUUCGCCUGGCUUUGUCUCGACUACAUGAGGUUGGAGCAAGAGGAGAGAAGAAAUUGGGAGCCCGAAACGUGUCAGUCUACGCAAGCUCUCUGGGAUAGCUAUCCUCUUCUUGCGUACGCUACGUUGUAUACUUGUUUUCAUUUGAACCGAUCCUGGCCACCUUGUUCCAUCAGUCUAGCUAAGAUAGAAACUGUGUUAGAGUCAACACAGAGUAUACUCUGGGUUCAACACUUCGCCCACCUUCUGUUCAAAGAUGUUACUCUUGAGUCACAAAUGGACGAGCUCAUGGUUUGGGGUGACCGGAUGGCGGAUGCAGGCCUGGACAAAAGAUUAUUUGCCAUCUUCGAAAAAACUUUGAAGGAACGGAUUGGCCAAAUGCGAAGAGCGGGAAAGCAUGAUGAUCCACUCACAGAAAGUUUGCAAUUUCAUCUCAACCAAGCUACAGUCGGACAAUUUGGAAGUUUUGGCCAGCAGCAAAACCAUGAAUCUGCAGACUCAGUUCUCGAGUCUGGCACAGCUGGCCCUAAUGUUGAGACUAGUUCUCCCUAUUCGAGCCCAAGCUCAAAUGAUCCCUCUGCUACCUUGUCUCGAGCCAUGGAUCUCCUGAAAGGCCAAAAUUCGUUGCCUAUCGGCCAUCAAAUUGAACUAUGUCUAAGACUGUCAACCUCUCUCCGCAGGACACGUGUUCUGAACGAUCCUCUCAAGGUCCUCUUUCAAUUGAUCUUGAGGAAUGCCUCGGGUAUUCAUGUGUUUGCGCUUCUGGCUAUUGGCGAAUUCUACAAAAGACUUGAGAAGUACCAAGAGGCUCUCGAAGUCUACACUGCCGCUUCCAGAAAGAUGGAUCAUCUAGAUGUACCACUAAAGUUCAGGAUCCACAGUUACAUGGGCGACUGUUAUCGGGCACUAUCUUUAGAUAUGGAAGCCUUGAGGUCCUAUGAAAGAGCAUUUUCCGGCCAAGAGAUCCUUCUUGGUAGUAGGCACUAUGGUACACUCAAAACUCUGAAAAUGAUGAUGCUCAUAAAUGACUGGAAUUCCCAAUAUACAGAGGUGUUAAGGCUGAGCGACAAAAUUUUCAUGCAACAGGAAUUCGUACCAGAAUUGUAUCUCAUUGAUAAUCUACAACUCCACAACUUGAGACACAAUGCCUAA